CACGCGGUGGCGCUGAGGCUCAUCCGAGGUCUCUUUCAAGGAGUUUGUAUUUUCUGGCGAUUCUUGUUCAUACCAAGUUUUUUUUCUGGAUAUGUACGUACGCAGGCGAGAAACGACACCGAUAAACGUGGACUCGAGGAUUGUCGGCAUUUCAUUAUCGUAUGCGAGGGGGCAACCGAUGUGAGCCGAUGUUCGAGAAACGUAUCUAGCAUCAUCUCGCGCGACAUCGCGAGACAAUCCGCGAAGAGGAGAGCCGAACAGCUGAAGGGAGAAGCGAUCAGGCAUGCUUAAUUGCGGCACAGAGGAAUCCUUAUUUACAUUUAGUUAAAGCAAGCUAUUUCACGCGACGGGGGCGCGGCACUGUGCCCCAAAUAAGCAGGUAUCCGUGGGAAGUGAAGGAUUAUUCGGCGUAAUUUUCUACAAUAUUCAUUUGCCCUGUCGGACAGUAUGGAACGGGAGAAAAACGAGAGGUUAAGCGCGAGGAAGUUUGAAGAGGAGGAGAUGAAACGGAAACUCACGAAUAUUGGAAUAUACGAGCCAGAACUCACGUACAAACAAAUGAAAGAGUUACUUGGAUUUAUCAAUGAGCCUCAAGAUACUUUAAACGUUAUCUCCAAUAAUAAAGAUACGCACAAGGAGCAACAUAUUAAUAAUCAACAUCUCUCGGAAAUUACGUCUGAUGUAAAUGCAUCACAAGAAUUGGCUUUACAGGAAUGUACAGAGAUACCUAGACCAUCGUACUCUUAUAGAUCGAAUCAUAUAUCUUCAACGGAGCAUAAGACUAGUCACUAUGUCAACGAUCCAGAAUCCCCGUCUCUUUUCGAAGCACGAAAUCCUAUGUACAGGCGCAAAAGCUCAGAUAACGAGGAAAUAUUCGAGAGCACCAAUUCUACCCACAGUACAAAUCGUUUCCUCUCGUUGAGAUCAACAAAUGUUUCACGAGAGAGCCAAAACGCGACGGACAAAAAAACAGCGCAGGAUACGUCGAGCGAGUUGGAUCAGAAACUGGACAGAUGGCAAAUGAACCCGCUCGAUGUUUGUAUCAACGAAAUUGACGUGCCUUUGCAACAACCAAACCGAACCUCGGCUAAAGAACGUGUGCCAUUUAAGUACUGCGAGGAAACGCACACGACCGAGCAGCGCGACCAAGCAAUACGAUGUGUGAGCCAGCAUUUGCAGAAAGUAGCAGAAUCUUGGUACAAUUGGCAGCCUGCUGCUAAUUCGAUAUUCCGAUGGGGGUCACCCAUUCAGGUCGGCACCGCUAACGGUAGCUUGGAUAAAAAGCCAUUAACAGAAUCUAAGACUGAACAGAUGAAAACCGAAUGUACAUAUAGAGAUAGUCACGAGCGAGCUAGCAAACGUAAAGCGAGCUCUCUCAUUGCUAGUCUGAAUAAAGAGAGCUCCACCGAGGACGAGGAUGACAAGUGGCACGAUUUUGCUCGCAUUAAGAAAAAAAGAGCACAGUUCGAUAGUAAAUCGAGUAACGCACAACGUGCUGUGAAUCGGCAUCAUAGUAACAAUCAUGAAGAAGCAACGUCGAGCGUGAUCGCACAUCAAGGAAACUCCAUCGAUGAUGAGAAUAGCGAUAUAGAAUUCAACGAUGACGAUAUUAAAUCUCUAUGCCGUAAGAAAAUCAAUGAAGAAGAUAAAAGAGAAUAUAAGGAGGAUAAAGAGGAUAUAUCGAUGGCAUCAAAUAUAUAUCCGAGAAGAAUAGUACCACCCAAUCCUAAGGCACGUCCAGGUCUGUCGAGGCAAAGAAAGGGAACGGCGAAAUCGUCCUCGAAGACACGGCGCAUCGUGAAUAAAGUUAUCGAACACCCGAAAAUGCAAAAGGAUACAAUGACAGACGAUGAAAUCCAAAAAAUGGUGGAAAGCUGGAAUAGUGACGAGGAAGAGAUUUCGGUGGAAAAGCACCCGGAAAUACGACCAUUGCCACUAUCGAAAGAGGUACGAUCGAAAUUACACGAGAAACGACUGUCGCUUCAUAAAAUAGAAACUGUGAAAGAAACGAAUGCAGCAACAAAGGAAGAAGAAAGCGAUAGGGAACGGAAUAAGGAAAAGAGACCAAAACUCUGCGAACGAAAGAAAGAAGAAUCUAGGAUGAAGAAUGGAAAUGGGAGCUGGGAGCAUCAACUACUGUCUGAUGAUGAGGACAAGCCAGAUGAAACGAAUCAAGAGUUGGAUGUACAGAAUGGCAAUCAAUCUGAUAAGGUAUUUACUUCGACAAAUAAUGUAAGUUGUCCUAUAUGCAACAAGUUGUUUCCGGAUAACGAAAUAGAGAAUCAUGCCGCUUAUUGCGAACAAUUCGACACGAAUAAUGAAGAAGACGAUAAUGACAAGAACAAAUUGGAAUGUAGUAUAUGCAACAAUUACAAAACUACUGAUGGAAUCGAAUAUGAGGAGCAUGUUCACCAAUGUAUCAGUAGGCGCGAUAAGAGGCAUUCACGUGGAUCUCAAGAUAUCGAUACUGCACCUGCUUCAUCCUUUCACACUUAUAAGCCAGUAAUAGAUGAACAGAAAGAUUCCGAAAUAGCUUAUUUGGGUCAUUUUCCCUCUGAUAAUAAAACUAAUAAACUUAAAAAAUUGAAUACCAAUAGAAAAAGAAAAUUAUAUACCGAAAAAUUACCUCAUACUCUCAUGCUUCAGUAUACAUCAGCCACAGUUAUUAAAAUGAAGCUCUUUAUUUUGACAUUAUGGAUUUUAUCCUUAAUAAGUGUACACUGUCAAUCUAUAACCCUAAAUGGAGAAUGGAAAGGGACUAUUAAUACUUGUGAUAAGAAACCCUUUCCAGGAUGCGAUAAUGACAUCAAUUUUAGUGCAACUGUUCCUGGAGGAGUUUAUACAGAUUUAUCUAAAAAUAAUAUAAUAGAAAACAACCUAUUUGGAAGGAAUGAUAUCAAUAAUCGUUGGGUCGGGAAUCAAUCUGUCGUUUAUACUAAAAAUGUUAAUGUAACCAGUGAUUUUCUAAGAACUCGCAAGACAGUCUUGAUUUUUUAUGGAAUUGACACAUUUGCCAAUGUCUCCUUGAAUGACCAUAUGAUUGGACAAACUUCAAAUAUGUUCCUAAGAUAUAUUUUUGAUGUAACAGAUUAUAUCAAGGAAGGCCAGAAUUUGCUGCGAGUCGCAUUUCGUUCCUCUGUCAAAGUAGCCGAAGAUUUAUAUAAUGAACAUAGGAAAAGUUAUGUUGUACCACCAGUGUGUGUACCCAAAGACUAUCAUGGGCAGUGCCAUGUAAAUCAUAUUCGUAAGAUGCAAGCCAGUUUCUCUUGGGAUUGGGGACCAGCUUUUCCCUCAGUUGGCAUUUGGCGAGAUGUCGAGUUGGUUUCUGUAAAUGACCUAUUGCUCAAGGAUGUUACAACUGACAUACGCAGAGAGAAGGACACCUGGAAUGUCCUUGUUACAAUAUUUCUCGAGAUGACGCAGAACGAAAACGAAGAAUUAAUUAAUUGUCACGUCACAUCGAUAUUACAUGUUUCGCAAAGCAUACUUUACAGUAAUACCAGUGAAAUCAUGCUUGACACGAGCAAAAAAUACAUGAACAUUAACAUCUCCCUUACCGUGCCUGCAUAUGCCGUUGAGAACUGGUGGCCAAAUGGCUAUGGCAAGCAACCUCUGUACUAUUUAACUACCACCCUGACAACGGCAAAUGAUGUAUUGCAUAAACGGAUCCGCGUGGGAUUCAGAACGAUAGAACUGGUGGAGGAACCUCUGGAAAAGGGACUGAGCUUUUACUUUCGCGUGAACGACGUGCCGAUCUUUGCUAAAGGCAGUAAUUUUAUCCCAGCCAGCGUCUUCCCCGAAUGGGGCGCGAAGGAAAACACCAUCAGACACUUGCUAUUAUCCGCCAAAGAAACGCACAUGAACAUGCUGAGGGUAUGGGGAGGCGGUGUCUACGAGUCCAAAUUAUUUUACGACUUGGCCGACGAAUACGGGAUUAUGAUUUGGCAAGAUUUCAUGUUCGCGUGCGCCAUGUAUCCCACAGAUGAUUCCUUCUUGAAGAAUGUCGAGCAGGAAAUAGUGCAGAAUGUGAUACGUCUGAAGAAUCAUCCAAGCAUCGUACUCUGGGCUGGUAAUAACGAAAACGAAGCAGCGUUGUAUGGAGAUUGGUACGGCACCGGAACCGCUCAAGUCUAUAGAGACGAUUAUAGGAAACUUUACGUGAAUCUGAUUAAGAGAGAGGUGGAGAAACUAGAUCCCGGAAGAUUAUUUGUCGUAUCUAGUCCGGGUAACGGGGUGUACGAGGAGACGUACAACUACACCGGAGCAAAUCCUUACUCCAAUCUCUUCGGCGACGUUCACUAUUAUAACUACCUCAGAAAUGGAUGGGACAUUACUCAGUAUCCUCGGACAAGAUUUUGCUCCGAAUAUGGAUUUCAGUCUUGGCCGUCGAUGUACACGCUAGUGACCGCUGUGGAAAGCGCAAAAGAUCUUAACGUGGGCAGCGAUUUUGUGCAACACCGGCAGCAUCUGCCAUUUGGUAACGAGUACAUGCGACUGUUGAUCUCGUACAACUUUGCCAUGCCGCAGAGUAACAAUAGCGUUCGGGAUUUCGCGAAUUACGUUUAUCUCAGUCAGAUCAAUCAAGCUGUUUCCAUGAGGAUACAAACGGAAGCUUACAGACAGGCCAAAAGUGAAGUGAAUAACGUAACAGGCGAAGGUAUGACAAUGGGAGCUCUUUAUUGGCAGCUCAAUGAUGUUUGGCAAGCUCCUUCAUGGUCUUCGAUAGAUAUCGAAGGUCGUUGGAAGAUGCUUCAUUAUUACGCCAAAGAUUUCUUCGCACCCAUUAUUGUUACAUCACACUUAUCCACUUCCAAUGAACUCUCAAUAUAUGUUGUAUCUGAUCUACGAUACGGGUCAAAAAAUUGUACAGUUGAAAUUUGUGUCUACAACUGGAAUUCCACAACACCCAUAUUCACAAAAUCUUUCGAUGAUAUUACAAUAGAAGCCAAUGAAGCCAAGAGAAUUACGUCAUUUUUGCUGGACGAUUUUCUCGUUCAAGUUUGCGGAUCAUUGGAAUCCGCCAAGAAGUCUUGCAUAAUUACUUUAUCUCUCACAGAUAUAGCUGACUCUUUGAUCGCAGUCAAUUAUGUUUAUCCUGGUGCACUAAAAAAUGCAAAUGUACCAGUAGCCAAUGUUACUAUAAAACUCGAAGAGGAUCAUCUGUUACCUGGAAAACUUUCCAAUUAUCCGGAUUUCAAGAUUGAACUAUCGACAGACAAUAUAGCGCUCUUCGUGUGGUUAGAAGUGGGUAAUAUACGCGGUCGUUUUUCCGAAAAUGGUUUUCACAUGUUUGAGAAGAAGAAGGAAAUUAUUUUCCAUGCCUACGAAGGGACCACGAUCGAAUUGUUGCGGAGCAACAUAAGGCUCGUUACAUUGUCCGACAUUUAUAACGCACGUGGCAAUUUUCAUGACGACUAUUUUGUUAAAGAAACGAAAAAUUUAUAUUAAUCGUACGUAACAUUUUAUUUACAUAAUUACAUAUGAAAUAAAGAUCGAUUUAAGAAUUACUUUAUAUAUACCAUAAUUUAUUUGCGAUAAAUCUAUUGUACACAAACUUUUUAUCGUGAUAUAUAAAUGAACUCUUUUUU
This is a messenger RNA of Nylanderia fulva, 5588 nucleotides long. RefSeq names its product beta-mannosidase. Gene Ontology annotation, molecular function: beta-mannosidase activity. The record is from RefSeq and is a predicted model, not a curated record. Lineage: Eukaryota; Metazoa; Arthropoda; Insecta; Hymenoptera; Formicidae. Gene Ontology annotation, biological process: glycoprotein catabolic process; carbohydrate metabolic process.